AUGACUCAAAUUCAAAAAAACCCCCCGAGUUCACCGUUCACCACUGGCUCCUCCGAGUCUCCACAAUCCCGAUCCCAAACCCAACCCUACCUACCUCCCAUCUUUGAGUAUCCCCCACCCAACCUACCUCCCAUCUCCGAGUAUCUCCCAUCACUCGCAUCACUCAAAUUUCACACUUCACACUGGGAAUACCAGUAUCGACAUCAGUAUCAGUCACUUAUGCAUAUACGCAAAUACGGUGACCAAGUCAACACCUCAACGUCAACUCCUCCGAACCCACCGAACCUACCCUUCGAACCCACCGAACCCACCCACUCACAUAUCCAACGCACAUAUCCAAUGCACAAAACCCACACAUCCAAAUUCCGAAUCUAUCCCUCUAUCCCUCUAUCCCUCGGUUCCUCAGUUCAUCGGAGCAAGAGUCAAUACACACCCCACAUCACACAUCCCACAUCCCACAUCCCACAUCCCACAUCCCACAUCCCACACCCCACAUCCCACACCUCACAUCACACAUCCCACAUCCCACAUCCCACACCCCACAUCGCGCAUUGCAUUGCAUUGUGGUGGGGUGGGGUGCGGGAACGGGGCUUGGAUAGUGGAGCGGUGGGGUGGAGUGGGGAACUCGUCUCCAUUCUCCUCGUCUACUCAAAACUCAGAAACACCAUACCUAGUGCCCUUCUCUUUCUCCCUCACCCACCCCCUCAUCACUCAACACUCAUCACUCAACACACACCCUCCACUUCGCACUCCACUUCGCACUCACCCAACACACCCCCUCCACUUCGCACUCAGGUAACUCCAGACUCCAACUCUGGUCCAACAUUUCACGAAUGA
This is a messenger RNA of Lentinula edodes (shiitake mushroom), 837 nucleotides long. RefSeq lists its product as uncharacterized. Bases 1 to 837 code for a protein of 278 amino acids. The record is from RefSeq and is a predicted model, not a curated record. The transcript is spliced from 2 exons. NCBI's taxonomy places the organism in Eukaryota, Fungi, Basidiomycota, Agaricomycetes, Agaricales, Omphalotaceae.